Triplophysa dalaica is the source of this 1470-nucleotide messenger RNA. It is a transcript of the gene polr1g, whose product is annotated as RNA polymerase I subunit G. Gene Ontology annotation, biological process: transcription by RNA polymerase I. Lineage: Eukaryota; Metazoa; Chordata; Actinopteri; Cypriniformes; Nemacheilidae. The record is from RefSeq and is a predicted model, not a curated record. The transcript has 3 exons.
AAUAGCAGGUAAUUUACUCUCAAUAGUUGAAGACUAGUCCCAGACUAACUUUAAUAUCAAAGGUGUCUUGAUCAAAAACAAUUUAACCUGACAUACACUGACUGAAUAAGAUCAUUGCCAUUGUUUUGUGUCGAGAUGCACACCAAUAAUGUAUUUUGUUUGGUAUGUUUUUAGAACUACUUAAAUAUCCCAAUUUAACUAAGGCCUGGUCCUGAUUUAAACUAAUCUCUGUCCCGGAAACCAUCCCAAAGUGUUUUAGUGGUCAAUGCAAACGCUUUAUACGCGCGCCCUCUGCUGGUUAAUGUGAGAUAUUACAGACAAACGUUCUUUCGUUGCCAUUGCGUAAAACUGUUUCCGGGUCAAAUCUGAUUCCCUUCCAUCCACAUGUUAUUCACGUGUUUACAUCUACAUCUUCUCGGAUUAUUAUAUAAGCAUCACUAGCUUAUGAAUGCAUAUUAUUAUAUAAAGUUGUCGUGAAAACAGUAUUCAGAUAUGUCGUCCGGUAAAGAUGAAUCGUCAAGAAAUGUUAAUUAUCAACCCCCGGCGGAUUUCGUGCCCUUUUCGUAUGAUCUCUCAACAAGUGUAUUAUCGGAUGAACACAAGGAGUUAUGGCUCAUCAAAGCUCCAGCUCGUUUUGAUCCAAAAUGCUUUGCAAACCUCAAAGUUCCUUUAUCAGGCUUUGAAAUGGUCCGAUCAAGCGGUACAACGCCUCAAGUGUUCAGUGUUCUAAACAGCAGGACAGCCCCAUCUGACCUUCAUUUGCUCAUUGCCGAUAGGGGUAACCAGACCACUUCCCUCUCUGCCUCUGGUUUCUCUGGUGUCCUCAAUAUCUCCGAGAGUUAUGGAAACUGCAGUGAGAACCAGGGCCCGAUCGCCAUCCCAGCAGCUCCAGCUCCAUGUAUCCCUCCCGGCCUCAAGCAACGCUUCCAGCCUUUCGGUGGUUCUGUUCCAGCUCAUGGUGAUAAGCAAGUCGCCGCGGUUUCUUCCACGUCACCCGAAAGACCACUGGACCCUGAUGUUAGUAGGGAACGAAGGAAAAAGAAGAAAAAGAAAGACAAGCGGAACGAGGUAGAAGCUAAUCGGGAAGAUCAUAUUAAGCAAGAACAGAUGCAAACUGAGUCUCAUCAGAUAGAAUUGCCUGAUGUUCCUUAGCAGGAAGUGCCAGCUGAGGAAAGGAGGAAAAAGAAAAAGAUAAAGAGAGAGAGAAAAAGGAGUGAAGAGACGGUUGAUUCUAGUUCAACAUACAAAACUGAACCACUGGAUCCUUCUUAUCCUGAGUUUGACACUCCUGUGAAAAAGAAAAAGAAGAAGUCUCGAAAUGAGUAGACUUAAACUUGUUUUAUGGAAUAUACCGUCAUUUUCGCACAGGCUUGUAACAUUUAGCUGUCAAAAGGAAAUUCAAAGAUUAUGUACAACACCGUAUAUUAACCCAGAAAUGUUGAUUUUUAAAGAAUCUGUUACUUCAAAUCA